Hypomesus transpacificus is the source of this 1213-nucleotide messenger RNA. RefSeq names its product centromere protein K (gene cenpk). The transcript has 10 exons. NCBI's taxonomy places the organism in Eukaryota, Metazoa, Chordata, Actinopteri, Osmeriformes, Osmeridae. Gene Ontology annotation, biological process: mitotic sister chromatid segregation; kinetochore assembly. Gene Ontology annotation, cellular component: nucleus. Bases 120 to 938 code for a protein of 272 amino acids. The record is from RefSeq and is a predicted model, not a curated record.
UGGACCGCUGGCGGUAUUUUGAAACUGGAUUGUUGACAAGGCAGCUGAAACAGUUGAUUAGCUAGCUAUAGCUAUACUAUCUAUUUGGGAUUUUUCUAAAACCACCUGCCAUUUCAGACAUGGCGCAAGCACAGCCAUAUGACAAUGAAGCUCAAGUGCCAGAUUUAACGGAGUUUUCCGAGGCUGUUCAGACAGAGGAGCUGUUGAACGAGUGUGAAGAGAAGUUUGCACAGCUUCAGAUGCUUCAAAAUAAGAUCAUUCUUUCAGAGACAGAUUCGUGUGACAGUCCACAAGAGCAGUCAGUAAACAGGUUGACAACUAUAGCGGCAGAGAUGAUACAAUGGCAAAAAGUAGAGCCCAAACUGUUGUCUAAGAACCCAGAGGUUUUACAUGCUCUUGGAAAACAGGAGCUGCAGAAACUGAAUGCUCAGUUAGAGAUGGUCCUAUCCUGUGCUCAAGAGAAGAGGAACAAACUGAGAGAUACUCUGAAAAGUGAACAGAAGUGGCUGGAGGAGAAGAAGGAAGUGCUGGCUGCUGCCACGGAUCAUGUGACCAGACUCAAACUGGAGAACGAGCAGCAGUCGGAACAAAUUGUUUUGCAAGAGACCAAGAAGAAGAUUCAGAAGAUGAAAGAUUACCAGGACAAACUGUUGGAAACUCUUGGAGAUGUACUGGAGGAACACUUCCCUCUCCCUCAGAACGAGACUGCCGCCAACAAGAAGAAGAAGAACAUUCCUCAAGAGCUGAACGAUAAUCUAAUUUCUCUGAAUGAAAUUCUUGAGCUACUGAUGAACAAGACCCUGGAGACCCCUCAUGACCCCUACGUAACUGUCAAAGACACCUUCUGGCCGCCAUACAUGGAGAUACUGCUACGUUACGACAUCGCCACCAGGCACCCCGAGGACUGCUUCAAGAUCCGCCUGGAGACCUUUUAUUAGCGAGAUGUUGUGAUUUUACUAAACUCUUGUUUCUUGUCGUAGCACUAUUUUUACAUCACGAGUGUUGGUCUGUAAAACGUAUGCGUUAAUGAAGUAGUGUGAAUUGACUUAAGUUCCCAUUGGUUUAUGUUUUUGUAUUUUGUAUGCAUGAAUCAUAGCUCAGGAUCAGGUAUCAAAUUUUUCUGUAACAUAACAAAGUAUACCAUUCUAAUGAUUGUAUAUAUAUAUAUUCCCCUUUUUAACCUAAUAAAAGUAUAUCAUAGUUCAUAAAUGCA